Molecule: messenger RNA, 1545 nt
Organism: Aspergillus vadensis CBS 113365
Lineage: Eukaryota; Fungi; Ascomycota; Eurotiomycetes; Eurotiales; Aspergillaceae
Product: prolyl hydroxylase family protein
Exons: 3
Coding region: 1-1545 (514 amino acids)
Biological process (GO): peptidyl-proline hydroxylation to 4-hydroxy-L-proline
Cellular component (GO): endoplasmic reticulum
Molecular function (GO): procollagen-proline 4-dioxygenase activity; L-ascorbic acid binding; iron ion binding
Source: RefSeq, a predicted model, not a curated record
AUGCCAGAAUCCACGGCGGGUCGGCCAGGCUUAAUAAUCGGGUUCUCGACUGCCGCAAAAAUAGUUGUGGGAAAUCCGCAUCCCCACCGGUUAUCCUCCAAAGCUGCCAAGCGCAAGCGCAACGCCCAAGCCGAUCUCCCGCAAAAGGUCCCUAAGGCUGCAUCCACGGUUCUCACUCCCCCUCCCGAUGGCGCCAGUCGAGAGCCGAAAAACCUCAGCACCGUCGUCCCCGACGAGGACCUCGAAAUCACCGUUGAGACGCUCACGACCUUGACUCAGUACCCCAGUCUGACCAAGUCGAAAGCAUGCAAGGAUCUCCGGGUGGCGGUCUACGAGUUCCGCCAGGCCUGUACUACGGGCGUUAACAAUGCUGAGGGCGCGAACCUGACCGCACGAAUUACCGGCGCCCUGGCCGACAAACGAUACCUGGAAGCAAAGAUCCUGCUUGCCGAGAUGAGAAUCCGGGGUGAACAGCCCAAGAUCGGAGCCUUGUGUCGCUGGGUACGAGAUCUCGACGUCGUCAGCGGCCUCUCCACCCAACCCGAAGCCCGCGAGAAGGCCUCCCUCGAGCGCACCCCUCAGGAUCUGGAACUUCUCGGCGUUCUGGAUGCCAUCCUACGUGUCAGCACUCCCAUCGACCUCAGAUCGAAUGCAGUCGACUCUACGGAUCCCAUCGCCUUCCAAUCCAUCUGGGACCUCCGUCCCCAGACCACGCCUCUCCAAGUAUAUGCCUCCGUCCUCGAUAAAUCGAUCUUGAACGAAGCUCCGAAAGACCCCGCUGCCCUUCGUAUCAUCGAAACGACACCUGGCCCCCUCCGCAAACCUCCGAAUCACCACCCCGCUAUCCUCUAUACUACACGUCCCAAUGCCGUCCCGCUGGACCCCGUUAGCCCAUCGAUCACAUACCAUCCCCACCCCGCAGUCCCAGGCCUCGGACUGGCCUUGAACGUCCUUACGCCAUCCGAAUGCAAGGCCAUCAUCGCGGCCGGCGAAUCCGUCAACUUCUUGCCCGACGUCCCCAUGCGCGAGGACGGCGACAUGAGCAUUCUCGCCCAUAACUUCUACUGGGUGAUCGACACCACAUUCCAUGACAUGCUCUGGGCACGUAUAUCCAAGUACGUGCCCCAAUCGAUCAAUGGCCGUCUCGUUCGCGGUAUCAACCGUCGUUUCCGGGUAUACCGAUACGUCCCUGGUGCCGAGUACCGUUGCCACAUUGACGGCGCUUGGCCGCCAUCGGGUAUCCUCCCCGAUGAUACAUAUGUGUACGAUGCCUCGCCGGAGGAUAAGAAGCAGAGCUCCAUGUAUACCUUCCUCCUCUAUCUCAAUGAUGAGUUCGAGGGCGGUGAGACGACUUUCUUCAUGCCGGCCGCGAGGGAAGGGACGCUAAAUGCAUACCCCGUGCGUCCUGUCAUGGGAGCUGUUGCCAUUUUCCCACACGGAGAGGCGAACGGGGCGUUGUUGCAUGAAGGGACAGGGGUGCGGAAGGGAGCGAAGUAUAUCAUUCGAACGGAUGUGGAGUAUGAUGUUAAGCCUAGCGAGGAGUAA